AAGAGGUCUCAUCUGAGCGAGGCUGAUGGAAACUGGUCAUCGAAGCAGUCAACACGGUUGUCAUUUAGUGAGGUUUUACCAAAAUGAGAAGCCCAUGAAAUUUUCCUGCUCCUGGGGUUCUCACCAUUGAAAACUACACAAUCCAUGGAAACCACGUUCAAAAUUUCUACGACCAUUAGCUAGCACAACAUAAACCAUUUCUUCUGGAUCUGUUGUACAAUUUGGGACUGAUUUCUGCAAAGUAACUAACCAUGGCUUUUGUUGGAGAGGCUUUUCUAUCUGCUUCCAUUCAGAAGCUUGUCGAUAUGUUGGCCUGCCCCGACCUCCGGAAGUUCGCCCGCGAAGAACAAGUCCACGCCGAGCUCAAGAAGUGGGAGGGAAUACUGCUGAAAAUCCAUGCAGUGCUUCAUGAUGCUGAGGAGAAGCAGAUGACUAAUCGGUUCGUGCAGAUAUGGUUAGCCGAGCUCAGAGACUUGGCCUAUGAUGUUGAGGACAUCUUGGACGACUUCGCCACUGAAGCUUUACGGCGCAACCUGAUCAAAGAUGAUCCUCAGCCAAGUACUAGUACGGUACGCAGCCUCAUCUCCUCCUUAUCUUCUCGUUUCAAUCCAAAUGCUUUGGUGUAUAAUCUCAAUAUGGGGUCUAAGAUAGAGGAGAUCACUGCAAGAUUACAUGAGAUUUCUACCCAAAAGGGUGACCUGGAUUUGAGAGAGAAUGUUGAAGGGAGGUCCCACAGGAAGAGAAAAAGAGUCCCUGAAACAGCUUCUCUGGUGGUCGAGUCUCGUGUUUAUGGCAGGGAAACUGAUAAAGAGGCGAUACUUGAAGUGUUGCUGAGGGAUGAAUUGAUUCAUGAUAAUGAAGUCUGCGUGAUUCCUAUAGUCGGCAUGGGAGGUGUCGGCAAAACUACACUUGCCCAGCUUGCCUACAACGACGACAGAGUGAAGAAUCACUUUGAUCUGAGGGCUUGGGUUUGUGUUUCUGAUGAUUUUGAUGUUUUGAGGAUAACAAAAACGCUUUUACAGUCAAUUGCUUCUUAUACCCGUGAGAUCAAUGAUCUAAACUUGCUUCAAGUCAAGAUGAAAGAGAAAUUGUCUGGAAAGAAGUUUCUGCUUGUUCUAGAUGAUGUCUGGAACGAGAACUAUGACAAAUGGGAUAGCUUGUGCACUCCCUUGCGAGCUGGGGGACCUGGAAGUAAGGUUAUCAUCACUACUCGCAACAUGGGUGUCGCGACACUUACCAGAACGGUUUCGCCUUACCUUCUGCAGGAGCUGUCAAAUGAUGAUUGUCGAGCUGUGUUCGCGCAGCAUGCAUUGGGAGCAAGGAACUUUGAAGCUCAUCCGCACUUGAAAAUAAUUGGAGAGGAAAUGGUGAACAGGUGCAGGGGCUUGCCUUUGGUGGCAAAGGCCCUAGGAGGCAUCUUGCGAAAUGAACUAAACCAUGAGGCAUGGGACGAUAUAUUGAAGAGUAAGAUCUGGGAUCUACCAGAAGAGAAAAGUGGUGUUCUUCCAGCUCUCAAAUUGAGCUAUCAUCACCUGCCAUCUCAUCUGAAGCAGUGCUUUGCUUAUUGCGCUAUUUUUCCCAAGGGAUAUGAAUUCAAAAAGGAUGAAUUAAUCCUUUUAUGGAUGGGAGAAGGAUUUCUGCAGCAAACAAAAGGGAAGAAGCGAAUGGAGGACUUAGGUUCCAAAUACUUCUCUGAGUUGUUAUCAAGGUCGUUCUUUCAACAAUCAAGUAACAUAAUGCCACGAUUCAUGAUGCAUGAUCUCAUCCAUGAUUUGGCUCAAUCUAUUGCCGGAAAUGUAUGUUUGAAUUUGGAGGAUAAGUUGGAGAAUAAUGAGAAUAUUUUUCAAAAGGCUCGCCAUUUGUCAUUCAUUCGUCAGGCCAAUGAGAUCUUCAAAAAAUUUGAAGUUGUCGAUAAAGGGAAGUAUCUUAGAACUUUUCUAGCUUUACCCAUCAGUGUAUCAUUUAUGAAAAGUUUGUCAUUCAUAACUACGAAGGUGACACAUGACCUCUUAAUGGAAAUGAAAUGCUUACGGGUACUAUCUUUAAGUGGCUAUAAGAUGAGUGAUCUGCCGAGUUCAAUUGAUAAUUUGAGUCACCUACGAUAUCUCAAUCUAUGUCGCUCUUCAAUUAAAAGGUUACCUAAUUCAGUAGGUCAUCUGUAUAAUUUACAAACCUUAAUAUUACGAGAUUGUUGGAGUCUCACUGAGAUGCCUGUGGGGAUGGGAAAUUUAAUCAACCUUCGACAUCUUGAUAUUGCUGGGACAAGUCAAUUAGAAGAGAUGCCCCCACGAAUGGGCAGCCUGACAAAUUUGCAAACAUUGUCUAAGUUUAUUGUGGGGAAAGGUAACGGGUCGAGCAUACAAGAAUUGAAGCACUUGUUGGAUCUUCAAGGAGAACUUUCCAUUCAAGGAUUGCAUAAUGUGAGAAAUACUCGAGAUGCAAUGGAUGCUUGUUUAAAGAAUAAGUGCCACAUUGAAGAACUAACAAUGGGAUGGAGUGGUGAUUUUGAUGAUUCACGAAAUGAAUUGAAUGAAAUGCUUGUGCUCGAGUUGCUACAACCUCAAAGAAAUCUGAAAAAGCUCACAGUUGAGUUCUAUGGAGGACCGAAAUUCCCAAGCUGGAUAGGGAAUCCUUCAUUCUCAAAAAUGGAGUCCCUGACCCUUAAAAAUUGUGGAAAAUGCACAUCGCUACCAUGUCUUGGACGACUAUCUCUACUCAAAGCCUUGCGCAUUCAAGGAAUGUGUAAAGUUAAAACCAUAGGUGAUGAAUUUUUUGGGGAGGUCUCUCUUUUCCAGCCUUUUCCAUGCUUGGAGUCUCUAAGGUUUGAGGAUAUGCCAGAAUGGGAAGACUGGUGUUUUUCUGAUAUGGUUGAGGAAUGUGAAGGAUUAUUUUCUUGCCUUCGAGAGCUUAGAAUAAGGGAAUGUCCCAAACUGACUGGAAGCUUGCCCAAUUGCCUACCUUCUCUGGCAGAGCUCGAAAUUUUUGAAUGCCCAAAGUUGAAGGCUGCACUUCCAAGACUUGCAUAUGUUUGUAGCUUAAACGUUGUAGAAUGUAAUGAGGUUGUGUUGAGAAACGGGGUUGAUCUGAGCUCCCUCACUACACUAAACAUUCAGAGAAUUUCCAGAUUAACUUGUCUAAGGGAAGGAUUUACCCAGUUGUUAGCAGCCCUUCAAAAACUGGUGAUAAGAGGAUGUGGGGAGAUGACAUCUUUGUGGGAGAACAGAUUUGGAUUAGAAUGCCUUCGGGGUCUUGAAAGUAUAGAUAUCUGGCAGUGCCAUGGACUUGUAUCCUUGGAGGAGCAAAGGCUGCCGUGCAAUCUCAAACAUUUGAAAAUAGAAAACUGUGCUAACCUGCAGAGGCUGCCUAAUGGUCUGCAACGUCUCACAUGUCUUGAAGAGUUGUCAUUACAGAGUUGCCCCAAACUGGAGUCAUUUCCAGAGAUGGGCUUGCCACCGAUGCUGAGAAGUCUCGUGCUGCAGAAAUGCAACACUCUGAAGUUACUACCUCAUAAUUACAACUCAGGUUUCCUUGAAUAUUUGGAGAUUGAACACUGCCCAUGCCUCAUUAGCUUUCCAGAAGGUGAGCUGCCUGCCUCACUUAAGCAACUGAAGAUCAAGGAUUGUGCAAAUCUACAGACUCUGCCAGAGGGAAUGACGCACCACAAUUCUAUGGUUAGCAACAACUCUUGUUGUCUUGAAGUCUUGGAGAUCAGAAAAUGUUCAUCCCUUCCAUCCCUUCCAACAGGCGAGCUACCCUCCACCCUUAAGCGGCUUGAGAUAUGGGACUGCAGGCAAUUUCAACCAAUUUCAGAGAAGAUGCUGCACAGCAAUACUGCACUUGAACAUUUGUCCAUUUCCAAUUAUCCAAACAUGAAAAUCCUUCCAGGAUUCCUCCACAGUCUCACGUAUCUCUAUAUAUAUGGUUGUCAAGGUCUUGUGUCCUUUCCAGAAAGGGGCUUGCCCACUCCCAAUCUCAGAGACCUUUAUAUUAACAACUGUGAGAACCUGAAGUCCCUUCCUCAUCAAAUGCAGAACCUUUUAUCUCUUCAAGAACUGAAUAUUAGGAAUUGUCAGGGCUUGGAGUCAUUUCCAGAAUGCGGUUUGGCCCCCAACCUUACUUCGCUCUCAAUCAGAGAUUGUGUGAAUCUGAAGGUGCCAUUAUCUGAAUGGGGCCUCCACAGGCUCACUUCUCUUUCAUCACUGUACAUUUCCGGUGUAUGUCCAAGUCUGGCAUCUCUUUCAGAUGAUGAGUGUCUUCUUCCUACAACUCUGAGCAAACUUUUUAUCAGUAAGCUGGAUUCCCUGGUCUGUCUGGCUCUCAAAAACCUCUCUUCCCUUGAAAGGAUAUCCAUCUACAGAUGCCCUAAGCUCCGGUCCAUUGGGCUGCCUGAAACGCUAUCAAGACUUGAAAUAAGGGAUUGCUAACAACAUCCCAAGAUGAAUUCUGCGCCCUGUAUAAAAAAAGGGAAAAAAAAACUCACUCAGGCUUGGGUGGGCGGUGGCUUUUGACAGCAUCACCGGCUUAUGGCUAAAACCGAGUGUAAAAUCUCUUGCCCUGCUUAAGCUGUUUUGUUCUUAUUUGUUUCAGAUCAAGGAAGCCGUUCAAUGACUCACUUGUCGUUUGCAUUGUGUUUUUCCCUCCUUCAACAAGGAAGGAAAGAAAUAAAGAAGAAUAGAAACAUAUGAAAUCCAAAAUUUCCGAACAUUAAGCAGCAAAUUCACAUGGUGAUGGUAGGAAGAAAAGAAUGAUGAAGGUGGUCAGUGCUUAUCAGGACUUGUUUUUCUGGUUUCUGCUAUUGUACACAAGCAUGAAUAUGUAUGCUAUUCUCAGUUACAUAUCAUAUACUUCUAUUGAUUUAUUUAUUUUCCAACUUCAAGUAAA
Messenger RNA from Vitis vinifera (wine grape), 4881 nucleotides. RefSeq names its product putative disease resistance RPP13-like protein 1. Gene Ontology annotation, molecular function: ADP binding. Lineage: Eukaryota; Viridiplantae; Streptophyta; Magnoliopsida; Vitales; Vitaceae. The record is from RefSeq and is a predicted model, not a curated record. The transcript is spliced from 4 exons. The coding region runs from base 252 to 4424 and encodes 1390 amino acids. Gene Ontology annotation, biological process: defense response to other organism.